This is a messenger RNA of Porites evermanni, 22710 nucleotides long. The record is from the annotation of a GenBank genome assembly. NCBI's taxonomy places the organism in Eukaryota, Metazoa, Cnidaria, Anthozoa, Scleractinia, Poritidae.
UGGUGUUCGACUUCUUGAAGGCCACAAAAUGGCUCUAUUCUUGACUCCUUGGGCAAGUUAUCGAGGCAAAAUGAUAUUUUUUCUUCCUUAUGCGGCGUAUUUACGUCAAGAUUUUUUAAAAUAAGAACUAAAAAUUCUAUUAUUAUCGAAAGGCACGGAUGGCGGGCUAAAUUUCUCGUUUUGAUGAUGGCAGUAAAAUGGCGAUCGAGGCUAAAAUCGAGAUGCUAUUUUGGUGGAUGUCAAACUUAAUUCCAAGGAAAAGGUUGCGAGAUUCCAGAAGAAUUUUAAGACCUCUCUCGAAUAACUAGGAUGUCCACGACUUCCUCUAGCGGUGAAACGAUUGAAAUUACAGAUGACAACUUUGUAAGUAAACUUUAUACAUGUAAGCUUAGGAACAUGUUUAUAAAAUGCAUAAAUUGCAUUGGAGAACAUAGCCUUGAUUUCUUCAAGGAAAAACGUAGAGUCAGUUGAGUUAUUGCAUUGACAACGACAAUUUGAUGGGAAAUCCCCUUGUAUGUAAUACCUUAACACAGAAGUGUAUUUAAGACACGUUUUGAAAAAGGUCUGAUAGAUAAAACACAGAGGAAGCGCCUGUCUUUCUAAGUGGCAAUGUGCAGCAGUUUCAUUUCCUCAAUGCUGCCUUGCAAUGACGUGAUAGAUUUUACUCAUUUUAACACUGUCUGACUUUGCUACCUGUUUGCUGCCCGCAGUGGUUUAUUAGUUUACUCUGAAAGGUUAUUUGUACAUUACGUGGUCCUGUGACUCAUUAAAACUAAAAGUCACCUGUUUUUAGAACAUGGUCUUAUUAAUUUUCGUAUAACGUAAGAAAGAACGUAAAAGUUCCCGAUUUCUACAUUAUUUAGUAGUGUAGUAACACCAAACUAAAAUUCUUAUGGGAGCUCGAGAAAACUGAUGUCAAAUUUCACAAAAUUACAUCUUACACACGAAAUUUUUAGAAUUUUACCUGUAUAAUCCCAAUUCUUGUGAAAUUUGACAUUCAUUUUCUCGGACUUCCAUGAGAAAUUUUCUUUGGUGUUAUCACGGAUGAUUUAAUUAAAUCUUUAGGCCUUGAAAAAUGUAAAAAGGAAUACAAUAUUCUUUAAAUGAUUCUGGUACAAGAUUUUUGUCCACUGGCAAUUUAAAUUACUCAAUUUCGUGAAGGAUUCCAUGUUAAUUACCUUGAUGUAAGCUUAAUGCUUUGAUCGUAUAUUUUCUUAAUAGUCCUUAUAAGGUGCAUUUUUUUGUGUGUUUUUUAAGCGUGUUCAGGUGGAGUCAAAAUUGGCUUUAAUUGUGGCAAAACCCAUGCACACACUGUGUGGUAGCAAUUUUGCAGAGAUGAGCCUGUAGACAACCUUUGAGGCUGCUAUUCCACCCUCUUUUCUAGUAAUUGCUGAUUCCUCUGUCAGCAAGAUCACUAUAUGCCACUUGGAUACAUUGGAAUGUAGUCUCGUGCAUGUAGAGAGGGGGUUGGUAUAAGGCAACACAUGACUUUUACCUCUUACUAAAGUGCUGCUAUUGGGGCUGUUUAGUCAUCGUAAACUUGCAAUUAUAUCUUGAAACUUUGUUACUGAAAUGAGCAAACAGGGCCCUAAAACUACCAGGUGUAGAUUAUGUUGUGAAUAACUGGGCACUAGCCAUGAUGUUAAAAGCUUUAUCAUUGGCUAAUUUCUCAAGCAUAUUGUUGUUGAAAGAGCAAAUCAAAAUAUCUCUGUUUAAAAAAAUGAUGAAAACACUGGUCAGAUAAACACAAAACCAAUCAGUUUCUAGCAAAAUUUGCUCAGAAAAUUCCAAAAAAAAACGAAACUGGAAGUAGCCCCACCAGUAUUUGAACCUGCACCCCAAAUUCCUCCAGUGCAAAAAGUGCGACCUCAUACCACUGGGCCAUGCAACCACUGAACAGUUUAAUUCUUAAUGUAUUUAUCAUGAAUUGAAAGAUACAUUUGAGGAACAGUAACUUAAACGAGUAUUUCAAACCAUUUUGUAUAUUUAUUUCUGUGUUUAUUCACUCUCGGGCUUUAUAUAGGUCGUCGAUGAACCCACUGUGGUCUUCUUUACUGUUCUCCCUGAAGUUCAGGUCCUGGUUCUUUCCAUGUUUAAUCUUUCACGGCAAGGUUUCUAGCCAUUGUCCAAUUGGGCACUGUUUUUUUCGCAGCCUGCUGUUAUUUGCCUCACAAAUACUUUGUGAUUCACCAGGCAAUCCACCAACGUACAGUGGCCGUGUUGUCUGGAAACCCAAAAUGCACAAUGUAUUUUUAGGUUCAGAGCCACCCUCCUGCUGAAUUUCCAGAGCUGUUUACCCCCCCUCCCGCAAGAUUUUCCAGCAUGCCUUCCGUGGCAUGGGGGUGUGGAUUUUUUCUGGAAUAACCCAUUAUAGCUAGGAAUGGCUUAGGAAAUCACAUGAAGUCCUCACAUGUACAAAGCAUAAACAUUAUUUUGCUUUAAAAUCACAAUGAUAUGACCAAUAGUAAUCUUUAAUAGUCAGUGAUAAAAUAGGUACAGAAAUGCCCCAGAAACCUUAUUGUGAGUCAAAAACAGUCAGAACUUUUGGAAAAAAUGGAAAAUGGGCUUAAUUCCAAACUUAAGCACAACUAAAAAGUCUGAAUCUUAUUCGAGAGAGGUUUGGUAUGGGAGAGCCAGAUUGAUGUUGUAUUUAGGAAACUCCCAGAAAAUUUGGGGAGAGUCAAGGCAUGAUAAUUAUUAUAUGAAAAAGUAAUAAAUUUAAAAACAUGAUUUAAUUAAUAGUUGCAUGAAAACCAGCAUAAACUCACUUGUGUAAACAAGAUUAAUAAUGUGCAUUCCUUCCAUUAAAUGUAGAAAGUUCGUCUCCAAUUAUUGGAGAAGAACUUUUUAACCUGUCAGUUUCCCACCUGCUAAUUUCAUACAUCUGCCAACUUGAAGUCUGAAGUGACAGCCCUGCACUAUGCCUUUUAGUUGCAUAAAUGGGUGACAAAGUACCUAACAAUAUUGUUUUGUUAGUUAUUUCAUUGCAACUCAUUUAUUCAUACCAUUGCAAUUAUGUUAUAUACAUAUAGAAAUGAAACAUCUCCAUCAGUGAAACUGUAUAUUACAGUGCAUGAAAGCAACUACAUCUGUCUACACCUCAGGUUCUUUAUUUGCAAGCAAUUUCCACGUUUAUACUAACAUAAACUCAUUGCUUUUCAGGAAACGUUUCUGUCAGAUGAUGAAGGAUUUGUAGAGUUUUUUAAUGCUUUCUUAGCAUUACCUGUAAGUUUUUCUCACAGUAAUUUCCUAUCAUAUAAACUUGUGUCUGAGUCAUUCAAGUAUCUUAAGUUUACCACCAUUGUUACUCAGAUGCAUGGUUGUCCUUCUUUGGAGGCAAUGAGGCAUUUUUUCUUAGCUCGGCAGAUGGCCAUGGUACAUUCAAACAUGACCAGGAUUAAUAUUAUAUUUAUGGUCUAAACCACAUAGUGUUGCUUCAACCUUGUUGUAACACUGACUCUUCAUUCUCAACAAUUUUACUAAAUUAGACAGUUUGGGCAUACCUGUACCUCUUUUUCAGAGAUCUUUUUGUUAGCUGGGGUCAGUUUAAUACAACUUUUUAAAAGAGAAGUGCAAUUAAUAAGUGUCGCCAUUGUUUUAGAGUCUGAAUACAGUAGCUGUACCGAUAAAUUUCACUUGUAAAAGUUAUAUAUAACUGAGCUCUGGUCUUUUGCUCUUUCCCUGGCUCCACCAGUGGCUCAAUCGGAAAUUUGUACAUGAAAAUAAAAACAGGGUUAUUGUACCCCACACUGUUCAAAACGAAAAACAGAUGGAAUCUAUUCAUGUUGACCUUCAGUAGCGUGAUUGAAAUAAAGUUAUCGUUCUAAUGAGGCCUUAAACUGAUGUUUUUUUUAAAAAAAUAAUCAACUGAAAUGAAAUCCGAGUUUUUGCCGAUCAACGGCAUGAUGAUGAUGAUGCCGUUGAUUGGCAAAAGCUCUGAUUUAAUUUUCAUAUCUUUUUUUAAAAACAGCAGUUUAAUGCCUCAUUAGAACAUAUUUUUAAAAAAAAAUGAUUAAAAAAAUAAUUCAGAUUGGCUUUUUUCCCCAUUCUCAUUCCAUCUUAGGUCCUCUUUCCUGUCCUGUUUUUUUUUUUCAUCACCACUUAGCUUUUUUAUUUCAGAUAAUAAUUAUUAUUUUUCUCUCAUCCCUAGUAUGUUCAUCCAGCAAAAAAUUAACUGUAAAUGUGUUUUCAGUGCUUUGCAGAACGGCUCUUCUAUAACAGUGAGCUUGAAGUUUUUGAAGAAUUCAUUGAAAAAUUAGCAGAUGACGUGGGUAAAGGAGACGCUAAAAGCGCAUCACAGUUGCGUCAGUUUACACACUUCAAGGGAACCAUAUACAAUGUUGCUGACAAUCAAUCUCGUAUUGGUUACUAUGUAACAGUUCUUGAUAAAGUUCAUGGGCUGGAAUUUGUGAAGAAACACAGACUACCCUUAUUUAUGAGAAGCGAGCUGUAUGCUGAAUUUAAACUUUCCAAACACUUGUCCGCCGUCCAGGUUAGUAGAUUAAAUUGUAAAAUAUCCUUUCAAAUGCAUAAGAUAGCAUUUGUAGAUUAAAGUUUAAGAUGUAUUUAAAUUGAGCAGGGCCGAGUUGUUCGAAGGCCGAUUAACGCUUAACCCGGGUUUCUUUUUCUUGUGUUCAAAAGCAUUUUCUGGGAUAAUUCUCUCUGUUAUUUUUAGAGCUUCCAAUCAUCAACUUGGAGACAAAAAGAAUUAAAACUGACAUGUUUUUUAAGCUUUAAAAUCUGGAUUCAAAUCUCGCACUAACUCUGGGUCAUCUUAAGCCAGCUUUGAACAACUCGGCCCUGUUCUUCCAGGGGUUAUUGGUCAGCAAGAAACCUCAAAUACUUAUUAAAUAAAUAUCAACAUCACACAGAAAGUGUUGAGCGGGCAUAAAAAAAGACUUAAUCCUCGUUAGCCUACGUGGCCAGCCGCAUCCUUCCCACCUCCGAAACAUAAUUUUGAAUUUGCCAUUGAUGUGUAGUAGGCAUAUAGUUUACUAGUGAAGGCUGAUGUUGUUUGUCACAAAUAUAACGUGAAACAGCUUUACUACUUAAAGCAGUAAAGCGCAUGCUCUUUUUAGGUCAUGUUGUUUGCUACGUUCUGAUUUAUAAUCAAGAAGUAAAUUUCAAUUUUCACAUAACAUUUCUAAAAUUAAAUGUGAUUAAAAUGUUCAUUAAAAACUGGUUUUCCCCUUCCUUCCGGGUAUUUUCCUCGAGGUCCCGAUAACUGGAACUUUUUUCGAUUUCCCUUGAAGGUUUGAGUUAUCGGGAGUCGGCUGUAUCUUUUUAAAACCGCUCUCCAGAGUGGAGAUUUUUGAAAACGUCGUUUUUCCUGUAUUCCUGUGGAUGGUGAAAACGAUAAAUUCACGGUGUUGGAUCCAGUCUAUCCGGCGCACGAGAUUAGUAAAUGCGCAAGAUCCCAUAAACAUGAUCAAAGAUGGUACCGCUUUCAGUAACUAUUGCGUUUUCGAGUGGAUGAACAAAAAAGAAUUAAAAACCGGCAACUUGUGGAUGCGCUUUUUUCAUUUAAAAAUGGAGAAAAAAGUCUCCGCUUUCAAGGAAAAACGGAUAGUUGUGGACUGGGCCUCGGAGUAUGCUUGUUAUCUCCCCCACCUCAAAAUAUAACAUGACUCAAGAGUGAAGUAUAUACGUAUAAGACCACUCUUUCUGUCUUUUAUUUAAGGAGUCUUUUUUCCGUGGUCUUUACUCCGAAAGCUCAGAUGAAGACAGUGGUGUUGAGGAACUAACAGUUGUUCGUCCUUUGACUCGGAGGCGAAGCGUCGUCAGUUUUAAUUUGAGUCCUUCAUUAGGUGGAGAUGAACAAUCCUCUGAAGAGGAAAAUGACAGGGACAGCGAAGAACACCUUUACUUACCAACUCACGUUCGAACUAUUGAAGAAACGUUUGAUGCUUGGCAUGAAUCAUUUACACGUUCAGACAGCCGUAUCAGUAUGUUCAGUUCUGGUGCUGGCUCGCCAUACCCAAGAACACCCCAAAUCUUGGAAGAAGAAGAAGAAGAAGAAGAAGAAGAAGAAGGGGAAGUCACCCCGAAAUUUAUGAACGAAGAGGACGCCCUGGAGACUCAGUCAAGCUACAGUAUGUCAAGUGUUCAGGAAAGUGAAGUUUCGGUUGGGAACAAUUUUAGACCCGUCUCACGGAUGAGCUUUCUAAGUGAUGAUCUCGAGAGGACUUUAAAUGCGAAUGAUAUAUCUAGGGAAAGCUCCGCGUCCGCCAGUGGUGUCUCAUUAGCGAUGGAAACGGCCAGUCAGAAUAGCGUAGUCCAAGAAGAGUUAAAUGUAGGGAAUGAAAACGAUGCGAAGUCCUUUGGGGCAGACGAAAUGACGCGGAGUCUGUCUUCUGUGGUGAGUUUUAUUACGGAGCAUGGCCAAGUUUCAAGGAGUUCAUCAACUUUGGAGAACGUGGAUGGUGAAACAGUGUGGUACGAAGUGUCAUCAAAAGACGGUGUAGAACGCAAUGCUUCCAGUCCUCCAAAUGAGAGAGACGUAGAUGUUGUAUUAAGCACCGAGGAACAAAAUGCGAACGCGCCUGGUGCCGUGGCGGUAGGAGGUGAAAACAUACGUAUGUCAGAAAGUGUUGUUGCCAUAGGAAAAGAUGAUCUAUCGACCGUAGAGUCUGAAAAGAAUGCAAGUACGCUGAAUAUUGAAGUUGGUGAAGACAAUUUUUCCCCUGUUGGUGAUGACAAAGAUGAAGUUACAACACAAACGUCCGAUGGUGGAAAGAUACCAAGUAUAGUAGAGACUAUGUGCAGUGAUUACGAGGAGGGAGAGCUUACUAUCACUGGGACCUCUGUGGAUUCAGUCAAUGAAGAAAACAGCGAGUCGGUUAGAGAGGUAGCGAGUGAAGAAUUGUCCCAAGCAAAUGAAGACAUGGAGGAGUCAUCGGUGAGUAGUGUAGCUGAAGGAAAAGAUAAAGAUAAGGAGAAACAGGAAAAUGAGGUGCUUGGUGAUUUAAGCAAAGAGGAUUGUCUUCAUUGCCGGAGCAUUUCUGAAGGUAAAGAUGCAAUUCUGAUUGACGGUUUCCAUGACAGUUUAAACGAUGUUGAUGAUUCAGCGCCGUCCAAGCUGUUAGACCCAAGUUCUGAAACGUCAACGAUGUUAGCUGAUCAUUGCACAGAGCAGAAGGACUCGGAAAAUGAGAGUUUGGCUCACCAAGAUAUACCAACGGAAUUGGAUGGUAUAUCUGAACCCGGGGCGCAAGGAAGCAAGUCUCUAGUAGAAGAAAAAAGCGAAGAAAAUGUAGCCAAUAAAUCUGACUCAACUAAGCCCCCGAUUUCCUCCGAACAUUGUGAAUCACAGGAAUCCCAGUCAGUUACUGAGCCACAGGACGCACCGGAAGACGAAAACGAUUCUCAGGACGAAUCUGAAAGUAAAAAUGAAGGCAACGACGAGGAUGAUGAAGGAGGGUACACAACGGAAGCAAGCGCCACAACUCUGCAAGGAAUCCGUGGCGUUUUGGGCCGUCGACGGCUAACACGCUGCAGCACAGCGGCCACGUCGAUAGGGUUGGAUAUCGACGAUGAAUCCGCUUUCAGUGAAGACGGAUUCGAUGCUGAGGAAAAACCUUAUGAUUUAGCAACAAAGGAUGGUUUGGAAGCUUUUAAACAGUUUCUUUUGGAUACAAGCGGUGAAAAAAUGUUGCAGUUCUGGUUAGAAGUUGAGUGUGGAAGACAUUUGGACGAUGAUGGCCAAAAGAACAGGUGGGUGCAGUCGCGCCGCCUUCAAAAAACACUUUCAAAAUUUCUACUUUAUCAACCUUUAAAGCUGCAGUUAAACAUUUAAAAAAAAUCGCAAGAAAUGUUUGAGCUAAAACCACGAGAUGGUAGGCAAGAUAGUUUUAAGCAAAACGCGAGUCUCGCGCACUUCUCAGUGUCACAUAAUAUCCCUUAUGUUUCUUUUAUAGCCUACGUUUCGAGCGUUUCCAAACGAAUUAUUGGGCGAAAGUUGGAGCGAAAGCAAAAUAUUAUUCUCUUUUUACCCUCGUCCCAACUUGCUCGACGAGCUUGCGUGGAAACGCUUGCUACGCAGUCUGUUUCUUUUAUUUCGUAAAAACGAGUAGUUUUCGCGAUUCGGUAGAAAAUGACUUAAGUUCACGAAAAUCUUACAGAUGAGGACAAUAAGGUUUUCAAUGAAUCGACACUAAGACCUUUAUCUAGUAUGUAUUUAAAAACCAUGUAUUUUUCCACAAUACUGGCAUACUUUAUUUGCAAAUCCUUAAGUUAUCAUUACGGCAGUCAUACUUCAACGCAAGUAACACUAAUGUUACAAUAUGAAGUUGAUAAAACAGUGGUUCUUGUCUUUAUUUUUUAGGCUGGUGCAGAAUAUACGCGACAGGUAUUGGAAAAGUGGAGGGAUUUACGAGUUCUCUGCUGCAACUAAAACAAGAUUAAAAAUGUUAGACGCGUCACUGUUAACCUUCAACAGUUUGUUUGCUGUUCAGCCUGAUGUUCUUGAGCCUUUGUUAAGUUAUUGGUAAGUUUAUUUUUAUUUUGUUAUUUUGUUAUUUUUUGUUUAUUUUAUUCAUUGGUGAAGUGCAGGAAAUGGAGUGGUUGUGAUUGUGUACUUCCUGAAUUAUUUCUUAAUACAAUUUACCUGCUUACAGGAGCAUUCGAUUUACUAUGCACCAACAACGUCGUUCUGUUUCCCGCGACCUGGAAUACACAAGACUUGCUAAAGAAAGACCCAAAUCUUGCAUGAAACGCGAAAGCGCCCUUUCAAACCUGCCUCAAGUUCCUGCUCAUACUGGCCUAGCCCAGGUGCACUCGGACAAGCUAAUUACCAGGCCCCAGAGCAGUACCGUCAAGAAAACUACCCAGCACCAGACUUCCAGGCCUCAAUUGCGAGCCAAGUCCGCGCAUCCUAGGCUUCUGCAAGCCAAUAAAUGCAUCCAUACCAACGCCAGUACAAAGCAGUUGCAGGUAAGUAGUAAAGGAGCUCUGUCAUGAUUGUCUCGUUCAUUUUGUUGAUAAUGAGCUUACGCAACAUGACGGAAUAAAGAAGAGGACGGCAAAACGUUUGUGUGUGACAAAUACGACAGGGCUAUUACUUGAGUGUUUUGUCAUGAUCUUCACUUUAUAUUACUGUGUUAUGGUCUUUUACAAAACGAUCUGUUUAUUAAAGGAGCAGUGUCACCAAAAAGGAUCACUAGACGUUUCUGGGAAACUGUCCACCUACCCCUCCUCUAGGCUAACAUUAACAAUUACUUCUCACUAAGGGCAAAAUGUUGGCUUAGGGGAGGGGUAGAUGAAUAGUUUCCCCAGUAACGGAUAAUGAUUCCAAAAUUCUAACAAUAAGAAUUUGCCACCAAAAUCGAGUGAACAUAAAAAAUAAUCGCUCGAAACUUUAAAAGAAGGUAUUAAUAACACAGCGAAAACAAAAGUCGGCACGGAUGGACAAACUUGGGGAAGAUUGAAACUUGCAUAAUUUCGACUUUCUGGAACUUUUAUUUUUAAAAUUCUACAUUUUUUGUCAAAUUGAACAGCAUGGCCUAAUUCAUUUCCAAAUUCUUUUUUUAUUGUUUAACUUUUUAAAAAAAAUGUCUGUCAAACAGCGAACCCCAUUUCUUUGAUGAAUCAUUUUUCUAUUAUUUAUUUAUUUGUAUAUUUAUUUGUAUGUUUUUUUGUUUAUUUAUUUAUUCGUUAUUUAUUAGUACAUCCUUGAACCCUGGAAGACUGGUUAUGGAUUUGAGCAGCCUCCUGGUCCUACCUUCCCAGUCGAACCUGAGCCAGACUACCUACCCUCUGUCAGGCUAUUUAUCAAUCCUAUCCCCUCCCCUGAUAGUAAGAUUCAGCGAAUGAUGAGGUGAGUGAAUGAACAGUAACGUUCCAAAGGAAUGGAAAAUAGAAAAUUCGUGUGUGCGACUGAGAGAGCGCCUGAUUGAGUAACACCUACAACAACCAAUUUCGUGGGUAUUUCCUUUGGAAAAUUAGAGGGGUAGAACACCUCUCAGAGUUUCUAAAUGGAAAGUCCUAGAGACUUUACCGCGGCAAUCGAGAGAAAUUUGCCAAAGCUAAGCGAAGUACUUUAAAAGCUAAGGUUGCUUCUUUUACUUUUAGAAGCUUACAAUAUUACCAAUACGUUGUUAAUUUACCAUAGAUGUUCUGCAAGUUUACGAAAAAAGGUCUUGGUGUUUCAAAAUUAAAACAGGCACCAUUUCCCGGCAUAAUUUUACUCGCGCGCGAAGCGUUUUCAGCGAAAAGAGGCUUGUUUAUAUUUUGAGAAAAAUGACUCAAUAGUUUAAUUAAGUAACUAUUUUAAACAUCCUUGGCCAUGUUUCCACUAUGAAUGAAAUUCCAAGAAAACGCCUUAUACAUUUGACGGCGGUGGAAUUACAGAUGCGUUUGUGCAAUAUCGCCACUAGUUUCUCCAUCCGCCCCCUGAUCGAUAUCAGGAUCCGGUUGCUGAUCUGUUUUUCGUAGUCUAGUAAUCUCCAUGGCAGGAGUUAUUGUAUUCGUCAUUUUAAGUGGGAGCAAAUCCCAGCCAUACUCAACUCCUUUUUGUUCGGCAAUGAUUUCCUCGAGUUCAAUACAGCCUGUGAAGUUGAUGAAAAUUUAAGUACGAGGUGUUGCACAGUUAUCGUCCCCUGUUUUUUGUUUUCUUUUAGAACGCUUCAUCGCACAACUUUGCUGCCACCAAGUUCCGCUUCAGCUGUCGUUCAGAAAGAGACUGGGUACAAACCUGACGUCUCGUUGGAUUCUCUAAUCCAGGGUCUGAUCUACGAGAGACAGACCGGAAACUACUUUCAAAUGUAUUUACAAUCGACAGGAAAUAAGGUAUUAUUAUGCUGGUGCUAAAAGUUGACUUACUUUGGGAUUGGAAUCUUAGGUCUAGGCCAAACGUCGAACUUUUCAUGAGACGAACCAAACUGUAAUUUGGGUCGACCUAAAUUAAGUUAAGAUCGUCUGCUGGGUCAGACGUCGAACUUAGGACGCGUCGAACCAAUCAAUUGAAUCAGAUCAGUAAUAUUUUUUCUCACGAAAAAGGCUAAAUAUACAUCAUCGUACAAUUUUUAAAUUUAGUGGUUUAGUUUGUGGCAUGUGAAGAUCGACGUUUGUCCCGUGGACGAGCCUGAGACGUUCAGGCGGAUAAAAGAUCCAAACACAUUCAGGCGAAUUUAACUGAGCCAGACGUCGAACUGCUCAUGAACCUAACUCACUUAAUUUGGUUCGUCUCAUAAAAAGUUAGACGUUUGGCCUGGGCCUUAGGGCGCUUUUUAAAAGUCAGAACUGGCCGGUCAGACCGGUCAUUUUCAAAAUGAAACAUUAGCCUUUUCUCAAAAAUUUUACUAAAACCCAUCACUGCCCUGCACACCAUUUCAGAAUAGACUGAUCUGGCGGAACAGUCCUGAUUAAUAGUGACAAUCUCCUCACGACUGGAAUGGUCUCGCCAGCAAGUUCUGACAACUGGAAAGCACCCUUAGUAAGACUCCAAAUGCCUGUGAACCACCGUCUCUCCAGUCAAUCUGUUUUUGUUUUUUCUUUACUUUAAUCUUGUAAAAAUUCGUGGAAAGGUUUUACGAUUUGUACAUUAGCUUACAUUGAUAUUGUUUAUUUGUUGUUUAACAGACUUUGAGAAACUGCCUUGCAUUCUGGAAAUCACUUCAAGAGUACAAUGCAUAUUUUUUUGCUGAUGCGCUAAAUCCUUCUCUGCUUUCAAGAAAAGCAAGGGUAUGUUCACCUUCGUUUUCUGGGCCUAGUUACACAAAACUGUUUUCCUUUGACAGUAUACGCAACUAAUUGGCGACGCUUUUCAAAUAGAACCUAUUCAAAAACAUGCUUUGGUCUCCCCGGGUAGAUUAUACAACGUCUCUUUUUUAUAGUCCGUCAUUCGAAUUUAUGGGAGAAGAAAAUGGUCACACGCGCAACUGGAGGCGGACGCUGUCGCUUGUCGCGUGUCACAAUCUCACCGCUUUUGUCUCGCACGUUAUGCGUGGCCAAAAAAUGGAAAAGGUCGACAAUACCUCAGCAUUCAUCAUAGCGUCGACCUGGCAGAUUACCAGACUAGAUCCCUAAAUUACGGUUUUUGUUUGUAUGUUACAGACUAUGUAUGCUAAUUUCGUGGUGUCGGGCAGUGCGCAAGAUGUUCACGUAUGUCGUGACAUUCAGACGCAGGUGCUUAAAGAGCUAGAGCCGCCGUUUGAGGAACUCUUUGAUGCAGUGGAGGAGCACGUACUUCAGUCUUUGUUGGAACCAUGGAAUAUGCUCAUUGCACAGGAGAAAAAUCAAUACAAAGAUGAGGUGAGAAUAACUGAGUUUACUACUAUGCGCAAAAAGCCCAAACAUCUGCAUUUUGGCGAGCAACUGUGUUUGUAAACACGGUAAAAAAGUAAUACAUUCUGAAAAAUUUCCACUUUUUAUGCCAAAAAGAAUCGACUGGUAAAACUCUUCAUGAUUGCUUCCUUUUAAGCCGGCUUGUGUAUGGAAAGUACCCCCUCCCCACCCGUGAAUGACGUGGAUUACAAACACUAAACUAAAUUAAAUCUAGGCUAAAUUACUCUGAUAUAGUCUCUUUAAGAGUUAUUGUUCUGGCCCCAGUUGCUCCAAUAUUGGUUAGCGCGAUCCAGCGGCGGGUUAAUCACUAUCCAGAGGAGUGAGAUUUUUUCAGGAGCCUGUUCCAGGCUCCGAGAUCGUCGGGUCCACGAAAUUGAGAAAACGCGAACACGAAAAUAGAACGGUUCCUUUUACCCGCCGCCACCUCCUUUUCCCAGAUCAUGCGCUCAUAUAUUUUGGCAUGCCUUUCACUUACGCGUUUUCCCUACUAUCUGAGAGCCUGGAACAGGCUAUUUAUUCAGUGGAAAGCGUUAUUCACAUUUUGAAUAACUGGUCCGGUGAAGCUCUGUAAUCGCGUGGAUUUCUUAAGUAAGUCAGCUUCGCGUUAUCUUUCCCCCGCGAGUAGUUUGAGUGGGAAUAUAGCACAAUUCAGGGGUGAGUCAAGUUCGGGUGAGUGGUUUACCAGGGUACCCCUCAGCUUGUGAGUCCUUUGAAUCUUAACAGUCUUCUGAGUUAACUGUUUUAUCACCUCAGGUUCGUACAGAACAGAGACUGAGGCAUAUAGAAAUCCAAGUGACCGCACGACGAAGGCAAAGCAUCGUCCAUACUAAUGGAGGGGUAAGAAAUUAAUUUUUGUGAUCAGAAUCAAUUUUCCCAUUUUGAUACUUGGUUAUGGUCUUGAGAAUGAAGAAACUAAUCAUCCUUGGUUAGGGUACCUCGCUAAAGAAAAUGGUUUUCAAACGUGCGACGUGCGAUGGAGGUAUUUGUAUUGUAAGAAACACACAAAUGGCACUUCAAAAAGCACUAGGCAUAGACAACGACGACGUGACAAAGCAAUUGGUAUUAUGAGCAAACAAGGGCUCUGCAUUUGCAUCACGUACGCUUUUUAUUACAUUUCUUUGGCUAAGACGAGGAACUUCCUAAUGCGAUUUUUUAUGGAGGACGUGAGCACACAACGAUGAAUUCUCCUUUCUCCUUUUGAACCUGGAUAAAUUCCCUUUAACUCUUAAAAGAAUUCAACUACAGGAAAAAUCUCCAGCAUUUGACCAAUCGAGUGGGUCUACAAUAACAUAUACGCAGUUCUUUUUAUGCUACAUUUUUUACUGCUAAGGUAAGUGUCCCCUCUUAUGGUAGAUAUUUGACUGACUAGUUAGUAUAGGUAAUAGCAUGGUUUGUAGUCAUAUUUGGCAUAAAUACCAUGAGUGAUAUUUCAAAAUUGUUAGACGUAAUUUCACGAGCCGUUAGGCGAGUGAAAUUUGAGACAAUUUUGAAAUAUCACGAGUGGUAUUUAUGGCAAAUAUCACGUACAAAUCAUGCUAUUAUUUGUUUAUACUACUACCUGCAAAAGGUUUGAAAUUUUCACAUGUAGGUAUUUCAAAUUAAGCUGGAAUACCACUGCUCUAAGCCAAUCAAAUUGCAGAAAUUUCUCAUGUAGUAGUAUAAAUUAAGUUUACUCACUCAUUCAUUCAUUCAGUAAAGUUGAAAGAACGGAAAUAUGUCUUUUUUAGCGACGUGACAGUUUCAGUACACCAGCUAUACCAAUCAGUCUUUAAAGAAGAUUAUUUAAUUUUUGUUGGUUGUGACUGUCUUUUAAACUUUUUGCUAGGAACUGUUAGUAGCCUUUUUAGUUAAUCAAGUAGUGUACCCUCAAGCAGACGCAUUGUUUUCUCUCUUUCAGCUGGGUAAUGCUGAAGAAGACCACGAAAAGGAGCGGAUAUCAGUGGAGGAAGCCAACAGACCACUUCCGGUACCGAAAGACGGCGUCACAUUUGAAUCACUUAUAAGGAACAGGGAAGAAGUUGAACAUUUUAAAGAGUUCCUAAACAAAAAGCAUGCCAGAGGUAACAGUUGUCUUAAUUGUUUUCUGUUCUUUGUUUCUUUUCCUACGUAAGGUGCAUUUACACUGUCGUAAAUAAACCACGACGAAGUUUUCUUCUCGGUCUAAAAUUGGAUUCGCUCCUGCAAAAGUACGUUUGUGAAUAUUAGUAUUCUCUAUCUCAAAAGCCAUACACACUAGACCCCUAACGGCACUUGAGUUCAAGUGUACUUGAAAAGCACUUGAAGUGCACUUAGGUUUUUGGUAAGAGAUGAAGUAUUCGAAGUACGGGAAACUUCUUUGCUCAUCAUAAAGCCCUGCUCGACAGUCUUUUGUGUUCGUUGCUUCAAGGGUUUAAAAUCGUAUUUCAGAUUUUGUAGGCUGUUUUCUUGAGGUAAGAAAUCUAACGCUUUUAUUAAAAACCGCUUUUUAUACUUGUUGUAAAUUUCACUCCAGAUUCUUGCUCUCUUUUUAGCCGAUGAGCGCUUUUAUUGUUCUUUCUUUGGUCCCUACACUUGCAAGAGCUCUUCUGUUUCUUCCCUGGUCCAGUCUGCACUUUUUUGGUUGUUUGAACUUCUUUGAGUAGUUGUAGUGUCCUUCUGUGUCUUGUUCGAGUCCAGAGGUGGACUCAUGUUGUAAAUUAUGACUGCUUAGCACUGCAGAUGGACACGGAAAACUGGCUUGAACGGGUUGAAAUUAAGAAUAAACUGCAUCCACCGAUUCGCAAAACGCGGAAGCCGCUCUUCAUGGAACACAUGUCAUUUCCUUUCCAUGGCCAAGUCUUCAAUUUAUGUUGUAUCUGUCAAUUAAAAAAGGAAAUCGUGAAAUGUCCGAACCAGUUCGUGAAUCAAAACUAAGAAAAACCUGCUUAUUUUUCGAGAAGAUCAGUAUCUCCAUUGCUUGCGAGAAGGAAAACUGCGGCUGCACGUGCAGUGUUUUAAACAUAUAGAGGUUUUUUUUAUUUCCGUGGCCGUACUAUGUGGUCAGAUGUGUUUCGUAUGGGCAAUGUGGGCUUGCCAGGAACGUAUCAUGUUAGAGCGGUAAAAUCUUGUAAUUCGUAUAACUUGACGGUAAGUUGAAUUCUCAGUUCGAUUCUGUCCUUCCAGUCCAAUUUCUGAUAUUCAUUUCCCUUACAUGCUUGCAGGCCUCAAAGAUCUUAUGGCGUGGACAGACAUGGAAACAUUUCGCCGCGUUCCUCGCUUUAUGGAAGAAAAACGUGACAAGAAAGCUAGGGAAAUCCGAGAAAAUUGGCUCGGCAAAAAGUACUUUUUUGGUCCCGACAGCCCGGCGACUAGAGAAGGACGAAACUUGGUAAGUAAUCGGUCACGCGGAGUGAGAAAAUAAAACGAAUAACUCAAGAAUAAAAAAAUAGAUUUUCUUCCAGCCCAAGCUUUUUAGGUUGAGCCCUUUUCCCCUCUGUUCCGUAGAUUAUGGACCUUAAUGGCGGCCGACCGAUUAAAGAGCGACCCGCGUCACCUGUUAUCCUCGAAAGCCAGAAGUUUGUACGCGCACGCAUCGAGCGGCGUUGGUUAAUGCUGUUCAAACAGACCGUAGAAUUCCUCGAGAGACAGAAACCCAAAGUUGCCACGGUUCCAGAAAUGGUGGAGGAUAUAAUGCUCAAGAGAAGACUUCAGCGGAGCGAGGCUGCUUGGAAGGUAAAUAUAACUUUUUUUGCGAACGUAGGCGCUUUUUUUUGUCAUUUGGAACGCUGAGGAAAACUAUGUAGAGUUUGUGAAGAUUGUAAUCAACAGGGUGGGUCAGACAAUUUCUUCAACAUGGCCAAUUUCCAGCUACACAUGGUACCAUUAGCCAAUCAGAGCAUUUGUUUUAUAUUUGGCUGUUGCGUAAUUUUUUAUAACGCUUAGUUUUUCAUUUUUAUUUUUGUCUGACGUAGAUUCUUAAUAGCAGAUGGGUCUCAUCGUCACGUGACGUGGUGGCAUUACGUCAGACCCUUUUAAAUCCCAGCAGCUGUAGCGAGUUUAGUGCGUUUGUCGCAGUUAAAGGAGACACACUGGAAAGUAAUGUUCAGUUCUGGCUUGAAGUGCAGAAAUUCAAGGUAAGAUAUAUGCACGUGUUUUGUAUAAUUAACUGAACUUUCAAUUCAGGUCGCGUGACAUGUGACGAAACGUUCCACCGUUUCUUAGUGGCUUAAGGGAGUUAAAGCAGAGACGUUUUUGAGUGACGCACGUAACCCGGAAGUGAGCCUUUUUCUCUUUUUAUAUGCCUUGACGCUACCCAAUUUUUAUGGCUAAGUGUUUUUACGCUUAUAGAGACGAUUUGACCAAACAUUUAUUCAAAAUCACGGCUCAAGAGUGCAAAAAAUGUACUUCCGGUUGACCUGCGUCGCUCAAAAACGUCGCUGCUUAAACUCCCUUUUAUCAAGCUAGUAGAUUGAAUAUUCAGUUUCUUUUUGACAGCUUAUUUCGAGGUUCGUUAGUGACAACACGAGUGGAAAUGUCACGAGUUGUAUCGUAUGACUUCCAGCUCAGUUAGUACAGCUCUUUAACAGUUUAAAAAAAUAGAAGCCAAGAUGCGAAAUUACUUAUUUUAUGCGAUAUUUUUAAUCUCUAAGAUUAGCUUUGACUUGUUCCAACAUUCCAUUUGUACACUUAGCUUGUAACCUAUAUAAAGUGCUUCUUAUUUUGUCUCAUGAAAGGUUUGUGUUUCACUUGCGUCUCAUUUAGUGUACACACAUAAGCAUUUAAGUUUCGUCCUUUCCAGCUGUGAAACUCGUAAACUACAAUCUAAUACUCUCGUAUGUUCUAACUGUUCUCCUGCCCUUGGUGGGCUGGUCGUGUUAGCUUGUGUUACAAGGCUAUGUUGUUGUUUAUUUGUUCUGACUGUGGUAUAUGAACAUUACAGGAUUUGUGCCACGCACAUGCCCUGCCAGCUCUGAUCCAACGUAAAGUACAAACCAUUAUAGAUUGUUUCCUGAACUCGGCGAUUGCACCUGAGUUACAGAUCGAUAUACCUAUUGAGAUGGCCGAUAAGCUUAUGGAAAGGCUGUCCGGGAGGAAUCCUUCUCUGCAUCCUUAUGUCUUCAGAGAAGCACAGGUAAGGAGUCGGCAUUAGGGACCUUGAGAUCCGAUGACGGCGACGGCAACGAGAACGUCAAAAAAGCAAUAGGUUUAAUAACCAAAACAAUUUUGCACGUGCAUCACGCUUUUUCGACAUUUCUUUGCCGACGCUGCACGACUACGACGUGCUGAAAUGCCUAAUUUCACGUUUUACAGAGGAAGUACACAAGCAACGACGAAAUUUCUUCUCUCUUUCUGAACUUGGAUAUGGUUCUUAGGAAUUCAACUUUAGGAGGGUUCACCUUCAUUUGACAAAGUUAGUGACUUGGAGUAAUCGCGAUGAAGAUUGAAAGAAAGCGAAUUCACCUUUUUCAGCGACCUUUUCGCUGCCAUCGCCGUCCUCGGAUCUUAAGGUCCCUAUUAAAAACAAGAGGACGGUAAAGAUUUCUUUUAAGCAAUGCAGACAAGCAAUUCAAUGAAAAAACUUGGAUGGAAACAGUGACACCCCGAGGUGCUUGUAACCAGUGCCAAGAGAACAGGGAACGGCUGCUAAUGGCGGGAAAACUUGUAAUCUGCACCAAAGGCGUGAAAACAUGUCACGGGUUCCAAGCGCGGGAAAAAAAAAAAAGUUGUCAAGAACCGAGAACGUUGGUCCAGUCUUUGGUGGUGUUAGUUCACUUGCAAUGUGUAUGCAUGUUCUACCUGGUUUUUAAGGAAGCUCAUUGAAUUUUUCGAAUUCACUCAUUUUUGCCUUGUUCAAAUGAAAAUGUGCGCGCAUAUGGUUUGACAUCUGCUAAUAUCGUUCACACAGGUCUCAAAUUUUCCCACAGAAAGGAAACUUUAGAAAUACAGACUUCUUCGCGAUCGCACAAAUGUAUUGUUCUUUUCGUUUUUCAGAUGACAGUAUUUCGAGUUUUGUUUAACCACUGGAAGGAGUUUGUGACCCAGCGGAGCAAAAUCCCCGAAGGCGUACAUCCUCGAGAACAUUUCAAAGAGCUGCUGAGCAGGCACAGAGCAGAUACAAAGUCCAAGAAAGAGGCCAGUGAACGAAGGAGGCUGGCGCGUCUCAGUGCAGAGAGAAAAAAGAAAGAGAAGGAAGAAAGAGAAAAGAAACGAAUUGAAGAUCUUGCCAGGUGGGCAAAUAGGUCAUGAUAAGGUUGUGAGUAAGACUGGGUCGGGGUUGUGCGGAAAUGCAUCAUGGGACUGUUUUGGAGACGCUAUUGCUUUUUUUAUCGGGUACUAGGGGUUUGCGCAGGAUUCUGGGUCAAAAUCCAUUUUUUAAAAUUCCCACCGCCCAAUUCGACAGGAUACCAAUUCAAUCUCACGCGUAUCUCAAGCGGCCAAUACAUCAGUUCUUUCAGCACUGCAUCAAAACAACAAAAGAGAUGAAUAAACAAGGAUGGCAAGUUCAAGGUCCUUGAUAUAAUAGAGGCAUAGUGGCAGACACAUUCACUGCCGCUUCGCUCGUCGUUAUGUUAUAACAAGCUAAAAGACCCUAAUAAAACCAGGGCUCCCAAAAGGUCCCUUGCGGUAGUCCGGGACAAUUACCGCUGGAUCAAUAUACGUUUCUGGAAAACUGCCCACCUACCCCUCCCCUAAGCCAACAUUAGCACUUACCUCUCACUUAGAGCAAACGUACGUAGCUUUUGAAGCUUACUCAGUGCCCAAUGGAAAAGAGAGUCCUGGCAAGCCAUCCUCUAAUAAUAUGAUUUACUAAGUCGAGCAAGAAAUGGCUCGGACAGGAUAGACAAUUUAUUUUUAUUUUGUUCAAAGCAUCAUAUUUAUUUGUUCCAAAACUUUUAAUUAAUAUUUUAGGAAGUACGUUUUUCUAAAUUUUAUACUAUUAGUCAUUUUAUAGAAUUACUAAUAGUAUAAAAUUUAGAAAAACAUGCUAUAAGUAGUUAAGUUGGUAGUAUUUUAAAUAGUGUCCCCUAUUAGCAGGCUUUAAACAGGCCAGCUUGAAGAUUUCUUGACACUUAAAUGAGGCUCAUCCUUAUCAUCAUCAUUUAUAGUUUGUUCAGUAUGGAAACCGCUUCCAUUUUCUACUCCGAAGAGGAUGACCUAAGAUCAUGGUUUUACUCCAAGCAUUUGGUUGAACAAGAACGCCAAGAACACAUCAAGAGACUCAGAGAGCAAGGAAUUAUCAUCCCGGAAGAAGAACUUGUAGAGGAGAAAGGUGAGCCUACCAUGUUGUGGCUUUGUGUUAAAAAACUUAAUAUUAGUUAAUCUCAGUCACUGUUUUUUAGCCUGCGAGCAUGCGGAAUCUCUCCAAUUGUGGCGAACGCACGAGCGAGCGGCGUCUCCUUUCGCGUGACGACUAUCCUUCCAAAUACGGAGAGCUUGCUCGCAUGCUAACUGCUUUUAAGCAGUGACGCAGUAAUUGGGGAUAUAGGAAAGAGGCAAAACCAAAAAAGGAAAAAAAGGCAAAGGCGCACAAAUGACAGAAGAACAGAGCUGGUACAGGAUAAGCUAUUGUAUGCCAGUUGUUGAAUUAAAAUGAGAAAUAAUUCCAUCUCGUGUUUCAAGAAAGUGACAUCUUUUCUUUUGGUCUCUUCGGUAGAAGAAACAAAGAGCAGGAGAUCACGUGUGUCUAUGGCGAAAUCCUCCAUACUUGGCAAGAAAGGUAUGAAAUUGUCCUUUUUAAAACGUAUUACGUACAGGCAAGAGAACAAUUUAGGAGAUUCGAUAACUUAUCCGUCAAACAUCGGGCGUACAACCCUCAUUGAUUCAUAGUUGACUUCCUCUACUUUCUUAUUUAUUUCAGUUCAUGAGGCUCUAAGUGACAAGAAAAGUAGUGAAGGUACGACUGUUAGAGGCCUGUAAAUACAAUCGCCUCCCGAUAACUCGAACCUUCUAAGGAAAUCGAAAAAAGUUCGAGUCAUCGGGAGUGCAAAGCAAAUAACCGGAAAUAAGAAAUAAGCAAAUGGAUGGGGAGGGAGUGCAAGUAUCAUGCACCCUUCAAUUCAAGGCAGCAAGAGAUAUAUAGGCAAUAUUUAGAAAACGGAGAAAAAGUAGGAAUUAAGCAACAAAGCUUGAUCAGUAUACAGGGCUGGACAAAUAACAAAAAGGCAAAGAAUACACGGCUGUUUUGAAAUAAAUUUAAUGUUUCGGACUGCAGUACACUGUUUUUUUUUUACCGAGGGUAAAUUAUAUUGAAAUAAUCUGAAGGGAAGCAAAAAUUACCGUACUUUGAGUUAGCGGGUGAUUCGAGUUAUCGAGGGUUCGAGUUAUCGGGAGUCAACUAAAUGUUUUACUUUUAAAAGGAUAUGUCUCUGACCAGUUCACCAGUACAUUAAGAAACCCGCUGCACAGCUCACGUUUCGUUCUGUAACUCACAUUUUUAACUUGCAAGGGUGUCGCGUUCUUUAGCGCUCUUAGGGUAUCGCGUUCUUUAGCACUCUUCCUAGUGAUUCUCUAAAUUUUUAUGUUCAAACUAGUGUCUUAACGUCACUUCCCACGUCUUGUAUUUUCUUAGGUUCUUCAAGGAGACUCCAAGCAAAGCUUCUAAAACCCAACGCUAAUGGUCAGCUGUUUACCUCGUUGGGCAGGCGCAGUUCUGUAGUUUCUACCUCUGUGUCGGUCACUCGUCGGAACUCGGGAGUGUCAUUGGCGCUUUCUCGCAAAGAUGAAAAAGUUAGCACGGUUACCUCUGUGAAAGAAGAAAAGAUUACCGAGAAAUGUGAUGAUAAGGAUCUUUCCCCUAAAGACUCAAAAGACGUGAAGCAAGCGGAAAGAAAAAGCCCGGAGAUUCAAGUUAUUCCGCUACUGUCACCUGAAACUACACAACAAACCUCUCAAGAACGCAAGCUACUACCCCAACGCUCACGGAGCUCUAAGCGACUGUUAUCAAGCAAGCAGCCACCCAAGUCUGCAGGGACGAAACCAGUUCCACUGGAUGCUAUUUCUUGCAUUAGUGACUAUAGCAUUUUAAGUAACAUUGAGUUUGCACCACGGCCAAGGACCACGGCAGGGAAAAAUGGCCACAAGGAAGCCGGAACCUCUCUACUGACGUCAAAAUCUCUUAAAGACUUCACAAAUUCCCCAGAAGGUAAAACUGCAGGUUUUCUUUAUUUUAUCCACUGAUUUUACAAUAUUAAAUCAAAACAGGCUUAUUUAAGGGGUAAAUUAAUCCACUGCUGUGGUUGACAUUGACCGCGGCCGAGUGAUUGACAAUAGCGCAUUUCCGAGUUCCCCCGGGCCUCUGUAUCAGAACGAGGUUAAGUGCUCAGCUUUUGAUAUAGAAAUGAUUUUUCAUUCUCAUGCAAAUAAAACUCAUUUUCACAAGAAAGGUUUUGCACUUGGCCUCAUUUUGAAAGUGAAGGUUUUUGGAACUCGGAAGUGGCCUAUUAAAGGAGAAUCGUAGUUUCCUUGACAACUGUAAGAACUAAACGAUAAUCGCACAGUUAUUGUUAAAAUCGCUAUUCUCCUUUUUAUCAGAAAGCCAUAAAGAGUUGUUCUCAUAUAAUCAGUUUCUCAUAAGUUAUAAUGUAUUUAUUGUUUGCUUGUACCGAGGCCUUAUUUUGAUGGCGUGUAUAAACAUACUGCACCUAGUUAUAAAGUAAAGUUGAUUUCUUUUUUAACAUUUCCAGGUGCUCAACUUUCAAUGCCAUUGCCGCUGGUCAGAAUCACUUCAGCAUCACACCUUGAGAAAUCCGAUACCGACGGCUCAAUUGGUGACCCGUCACCUUUGUACUACAAACCACGACCGCUGACUCAGAGCCUCAGAAAAACACCCAUCAGACUGGGCUCGAGAAAAGGCCUGCGAUUCGCCAAAGAAGAUAUGCAGAUUAUACCAGAUGUCGAGGUCAACUAAAGGAACCACGUGACUUAAGUGAGGUCAUGUGUCUUUGGACAAUGUGGCAGCGGUUUUCCUCUAUUUUGAUGAUCUUUUUUCUCUUGAGCGAAUAGUUCAUCGUUCUUUCAAUGUUAAGAAACUAAUUCGUGCUAAUUAUAAAUAAAUUAUCGUCGGCCAUCGUUCCUCAAAGCAACUUCGAGAAUUAAAAUUAAAUAAGCUCAAGGGAUUGUGUGAGCUGGUUAAACCAGAACAAACAACUAACUCAGCUUUGUUCAUUAUCCCUGAGUUUAAGCGAAGAAAUAUGCCGAGAGAAUAAUUAAAAUGAAGUUAUAUUAGAGAAAAAUAGUUUUUCUUUUAUGUAAGGAAUUUUAUUUAUUUGAGACGUUUUGUUUAAGACAAGAAAGUUAUUUAUUGCCCAAAUAGGACAAAUUUUUUCAUUUUAUUUUAUUUAUUUAUUUUUUCAUAGCAAUAAUCCACAAUCGUUUAGAUUGGAGAUUUGACUUAAGCAGAAAUUAGAGAUGUACAGCUGAUCUUGACUGUUUUUGUAUGUAAAUAACGAUUUAGAUUCCUUAAUAAACGAC